ACGAAAAUUUCAACGGUCAACAUAUAGGAAGUUUCUGUGACAGAGCAAUCUCAUGUUCAACAAUCAAUACAAAUUGAACUUUAACAAUCUCUUCUAAACCAAUAUAGCUAGUUUUUGUUGAUUAAUGUUUAAACCAGAGAUAAAUUUUGCAGUUCCCCUACUUCCUAUUGUUGGGGAUGGCUUCUGUUUCCCUUAUCUUGUUAACUUAACUGUGAAGAGGAAAAUCUUGGGACUCUCACAACUAAAUAUCCAUGUUUUGGAUGAUACUGGAAUCUCUCUUCUUCAAGGGGAUGGAAAACUUUGGCAUCUUAGGAAGAAGAAAAGAAUCAUUGCUCAUCCUGAUGGUUUACCUCUCCUUACUCUCCGCGAAAAGACACUUUCAUGGCGUAAUACGUGGAAAGUUUAUCGUGCUGAGAGUUCAGACAUAAAUGAUCUGCUCUACACAGUCAAAAGAUCAAGCACAUUCCAAAUGAAAAUGCAACUUGAUGUGUUCUUGGCUAGCAAUAUCAAUGGAGAGUUAUGUGAUUUCCAUGUAAAGGGAUCUUUCACCAAUCAAUCUUUCAAAGUUUACAAAGGGGACACUUUGAUUGCUGAGGUGAAAGAGAGAUUCAAACUUGGAAGUUUCUUCAAAGGAAGAGAGAACUUUGAAGUGAGAGUUUAUCCUGGUGUGGAUUAUGCGUUUAUUGUCUCAAUAUUGAUAGUAUAUAAUGAAAUAUACGGGGAAUCAUAGAUACACUAUGUAGAUUGGCAGGUUUCUUUGCCUCUUUUCUCUUUAAUGUAUGUACAAGUGUGUAAAAACUCACAUCAUAUACUUAUAAAGGGAGUAAUUUAGCCUUUUAUGAUGUUAAUAAAUAUAUGGAUAGGUUUUCCUUGUUGGGGUUCUACUUAAACAAGAUGAGUGCAUCCAGUUGUGAGUUCUUCUUUCUUCCUUAUCACAAGUUAUUGAUCAUCUUCAAGCUCUGGUAUACUAAAAGAGAUUAAGAAUUAAGAUAUCCAGGACAAGAAAGGAGUGGUCUCGAUAAAUGAGUGCAUCCAGUUGUGGGUUUCUUACACUUUGAUUAUCGUUGUAUCUUGUUAUGACUACUACGAUUUAGAAUGAUUUGUGCAAGUUGUCUUUAGUAUUUGUUA
This is a messenger RNA of Solanum pennellii, 1128 nucleotides long. Its product is annotated as protein LURP-one-related 14-like. Bases 125 to 730 code for a protein of 201 amino acids. The record is from RefSeq and is a predicted model, not a curated record. The transcript has 3 exons. Lineage: Eukaryota; Viridiplantae; Streptophyta; Magnoliopsida; Solanales; Solanaceae.